CGAACUGUAAUACAAUCCACUGAGUUAUAAUACUUUCAAAUGUCGAAAGAUGACCCAUACAUCUUCGCCACCGUUAUUUUCAUUUGUUGUAGUUCAUUAAUGCAAGCAAUAAUACUGUUGAAAGCUUUCUUAUCUAUCGCAGGUAUAAAGCAUUCAGCGAGAGUAUAAACACCAGUUAUUUAUGAGCUUGCAUCUCAAGUGAUAAGGUGUGGAAAGAAUCUUUUCUUUCUAUUUUUAUUCGUUGCCUCGCUACAGCCAGCACUAAUCAGUCACAAAAUAACGAUGAAGCAGUUCACAUUCAAGGGCUUGAUGGCCCCGGUGUUUACAGCGUAUCAUAACGACAGCGAUAAGACCGUUAAUUAUGAAAUCAUUGAUCCAUAUGCAAAGUAUCUUAAACAGAAAAAAAUUGAAGCGGUUCUCGUCAAUGGCACCUCAGGUGAAGGAAUGCUGAUGAAUGUCGAAGAACGAAAGCAAGUCACAGAGGCUUGGAAAAAAGCUUGCGAUGAUAAUGGUAUCGUGCUGAUGGUACAAAUAGGAGGAGCUCCGUAUCCGGACGUGGUAGAGCUGGCAAAGCAUGCUGAAAAGCUUGGAGUGGAUGGAGUAUUGUGUCUACCAGAGCUAUAUUUCAAACCUAAGUCUCCGGAAAAACUGACAGAAUAUUUGAAAAAUGUAGCUGCAUAUUGCCCCACAACUCCUUUUUUCUACUAUCAUAUUCCGAUGUUUACCGACGUUAGUGUACAUAUGCCAACAUUUCUUGAUUUGGCUGAACAAUCGAUUCCAAACUUUCGUGGUAUCAAAUACACCAGUGGAGAUUUAGAUCAGGGAUCUGCUUGCCUUAAACCAGAGAGGCACAUUUUCCUAGGAGCAGAUUCAAUACUGUGUGGUGCGGUUGCCGCGGGAUUUGAUUGUUUUAUAAUGACAUCUUUGAAUAUUUGUCCGGAGAUUUCAUACGAGAUAAUCGAAAAUGUUAACAACGGACAGCUGAGCGUGGCUCGAGAAAAGCAAAAGGAAUUAAAUGCUAGAAUAUCCGAUAUUUUGAAAUACGGUGAUUGGGUAACAGCGAUGAAGAGAGCGUUCAAUGAAAGUUGCCAUCUCAAUUUAGGGAAGACACGGGCACCACUUACGUUUGGAUAACUAUGACCAUGUUCAAUGCAAUUUUCAUCUGAAUUUGACUAGGAACGUGAACCAAUAAAUGUCUCGACAACACCUUGUUUA
This is a messenger RNA of Aedes albopictus (Asian tiger mosquito), 1215 nucleotides long. Its product is annotated as N-acetylneuraminate lyase B. Bases 283 to 1134 code for a protein of 283 amino acids. Gene Ontology annotation, molecular function: N-acetylneuraminate lyase activity. Lineage: Eukaryota; Metazoa; Arthropoda; Insecta; Diptera; Culicidae. The transcript is spliced from 4 exons. The record is from RefSeq and is a predicted model, not a curated record. Gene Ontology annotation, biological process: N-acetylneuraminate catabolic process.